Messenger RNA from Lodderomyces orthopsilosis Co 90-125, 1713 nucleotides. RefSeq names its product ubiquitin-conjugating protein. Gene Ontology annotation, cellular component: ubiquitin ligase complex; cytosol; mitotic spindle pole body. Gene Ontology annotation, biological process: mitotic spindle assembly checkpoint signaling; ubiquitin-dependent protein catabolic process; negative regulation of septation initiation signaling. Gene Ontology annotation, molecular function: protein binding; ubiquitin protein ligase activity. The coding region runs from base 1 to 1713 and encodes 570 amino acids. NCBI's taxonomy places the organism in Eukaryota, Fungi, Ascomycota, Pichiomycetes, Serinales, Debaryomycetaceae. The record is from RefSeq and is a predicted model, not a curated record. The transcript has a single exon.
AUGCCUGAGAGCUCAUCAAUCUUGACUAGAGAACACAUCACUCAACCACUUAGAUUGUUAUCAACCAGCAAAUCAGGCUCAACGCAUAAUUUAAACUCGUUAUCUGGAUCUAGUAGUCCUCCAUCACCAGCAUUAGUUUCAACUGAUCCUAAUCCAAGCCUUGCGUCUCAGCAAUUGCAUCGUCCAACUCCUCAACAAAAUCAACAACUGGAACUUCUCCAACAACAACAGCAGACACAGCAACAGCAACAACCACAGCAUCAACAGGUGCGGCCGCAACUGGCGCAACCUUCACAGCCAAUGCAACCGGUGCAACCAACUCAAAGACAACGAGCACGACUGCAUCAACAACCCCUGGUUUCAAGAAGACCUUCAUUUGGAUUGCAUUUCUUGAGCAGUUUUAGCAUGAGAUCACAACCACAGUCAGAUGCAUCUAGUUCCCAUCAGACACCCCAAUCAGCGCCACCACCACAACAACAGCAGCAACAAACACAACCGGCAAGAGCAAACUCGACUCCAGUGUCACCAGCACAACAGCCUCAACAACAACAACAACAACAACAACAACACAAAGCUAUUUUAACCUCCACGGGAACGUCAUCAGCACAACUGCAACCACACCCUUCACAGCAGCUGCCACCGCAACAGCCUCCCACCAGGCAUCUACUGGGAUCUCAUAUGCAAAACUCAUCCCUUCAAUUAAUGUCAAAUAGUCCCACAUUGGGUAAUUUGAACAGCUAUGUUGAUGAGGAUAUCAAUGACGCCAAUGUUACUGCAUUUCACGAUACACUUGAGGAACCACCUGAAGCUGCCACUGAAACUGCUGAUGAUGUUUUGAGGCCCCAACCACAACCAACCGCUACAGCCGUAUCAUCAUCAUCCUUUAAUCUUGUAUCUAGCGAGCCCAACUCCUCCUCGGCGCAAGACACGAAACAAACGUCUGACGAGGGUAAGGAUAAAGAUGGAACCUUUUCAGUUCGUUUAACACCAUUAAUUGAUCACUCAUCAUCUUCAAGUGGGCUAUAUUUCUCCCCAAUCAUACGUAAAAUCAAGCCAGGAGCUAAAGUUAGUAUUGGCCGGUAUACUGAAAAGAACAAAGCCGCAGCACAUGCAGCACAAGGAUCCUCAGCUCCCAUAGUUUUUAAGUCGAAAGUUGUUUCACGUACACAUGCACUAUUGGAUUGUAAUGAGGAUGGGCAAUGGUUUCUCAAAGAUUGCAAAUCAUCACUGGGUACAUUUCUCAAUCACAUUAGACUUUCACCAGCAUCUCAAGAAAGUUCAUUGAUGCCAGUGAUUGAUGGAGACAUAAUUCAAUUGGGUAUGGAUUAUCGUGGAGGAACAGAGGAAGUUUAUCGAUGUGUUAAGAUGAGAUGUGAAUUUAACAAGAGUUGGCAACGUAAAGUGAAUCAAUUCAAUUUGGAAAUUCACAAGAAGUUUAGGAACUUGAGUAUAAGUGAUCCGAAUAUAUUGGCAAAUAGUGGCGCUGGUACUGGUAAUAAUGGUGAACCAGGGUCCACAGACAAUAGUGAGUGUGCCAUUUGUCUAAUGAAGGUUGAACCAUGUCAAGCGUUGUUUAUAAGUCCUUGUUCACAUGCAUGGCAUUAUAAAUGUAUCAGGCCGAUCAUUAUCAAGAGCUAUCCUCAAUUUUAUUGCCCUAAUUGUCGAACAAUGUGUGAUUUGGAGACUGACUUGGAAGAUGAUGAUGAUGAUUGA